Molecule: messenger RNA, 1694 nt
Organism: Conger conger (European conger)
Lineage: Eukaryota; Metazoa; Chordata; Actinopteri; Anguilliformes; Congridae
Product: afadin- and alpha-actinin-binding protein B
Exons: 15
Coding region: 338-1678 (446 amino acids)
Source: RefSeq, a predicted model, not a curated record
AAACAAAAGCCUUCACCCACGCUGCUCUUGACUGAACGAGAUGCACCCCUGACCUAAUGAUCCUUCCCGCAGUUGACACUGAUCUCAGAUCUCCUCCCCAAUUUCACCAUAAAGCAGGCCGAACUACUGGAGCCUCCAAUCUGCGCAGGACUGUUUUCUGUCACUCUGCUGUGGGUGCCGUUACUUACAGGAACAUACAGGAGACAUAUUCAACGAAUAUCUGUUAUAGCGGUGGUCCUCACUCCCGUUCCUGGAGAGCCGCAGGGCGUAUUGUGUUUUUCCCCUUAAUAUCAGCAACCUAAUUCAGACCCAAGAAACCAGGUGAGCUAGAGCAGCGAUGGCCCACCUCCAGAGGCCCAGGCCCCGGGAGCGACAGCGGCAGCCCCUCACCCAGGAGGCCCAGCGCACCUUCACCGUGUCCCCCCAGCCCUGCCCCGCCCCCAGCCCUGCCCGCAGCGCCCCCUCCUGGACGAGCCGAAAAGUCACGCGGGGGAGGGGAGGCUCUCUCAGGGACCAGCUGGCUGACAGCGAGCAGCACAUCGGCAGACUGCAAGACAACCUGAGACACGAGCGAGAGAAGGCCCAGCGGCUGCAGACACGCUGCACCCAGCAGGCUGUGGACCUGCGACGCUCUGAGCAACAGAGCAACAGACUGAAGGAGAGGCUCGCAAAGCUGGCCGACGGACACAGGGGCAGGAGACCCUCGAUCGACAUUUUGAACGCCCUCGCCAGCGCCCCUGGGAAGGAAACGCCCUCCGGGAUGAGAUCCCUCGGAAGGCGGGAGGAGGAGGUGCUGCGGGUGAUGCUGGAGAGGCGGGAGGCUGAGCUGAGGGAGGACGUGCAGCUGAGACAGUGCCUCACCACCCUGCUCUGCUCCCUGCGGGCUGACAUGGAGCGGACUCUGCAAGACUGUGUGGUGGCUGGCGGUCAAGGCCUCGACUGCAAGAGGCUCAUCCAAUCGGAGGCGGCGCUGGGUGACCAUGUGACCGGGGGGGUUGUGCAAGGGUGGAGCAAGGUGCAGAAGAGGCUCGCGGACUUCAUCUCCGACGGCUUCUCCUCCGUCACCAUGGGAACGGACCAGGACAAGCUGCUGGCUCAGCUGGAGACGGACCUGGAGCAGAGCGAGCAGCUGGUCAGGCUGCAGCAGCAGCUCCUGCAGGACAACGUCGGAGCCCCUCUGCCGCCUUCCCUGGCGGACUCCUACUACCUUGAGGAGUGGGAGAGACUCCAGGCCAAGUGGGCGGAGUUUGAGAGCCAGAGGCGGAGCUUCCAGAGAGAGAGGCAAGCUUUCACAGAGGCUGCUAUUCGACUGGGCCACGAGCGGCAUCAGUUUCAGCAGCAGAAGGCAUUGCUCCUGAGACAGCAGUUCCUGUGUCACUCUCCUCUGUUGCCGCCAACACACGGCAGAAGAGACCGCAGCUCUCUGAGUAUUCCGGGGGCCGAUCGCCUGACCCUCUCCAGCUGCCAGCCGGACUCCCCCUCGUCCCUGGAGUCGGGCAUCACGCCCUGGGGGGGUCAGAGCGGGGCGCAGACCCCCAGCACCCCGGAGCUUUACUCCGCCCUGAGGAUCCCCUUUUACCGCAGGAUUUCAAUGGACAGCCCGUCUCAGGGCGACGGUUGGGAGGGUAGAGCUGAACGGGUCCUGAACCCCGCCCCGGCCCUGGACUGGUCCUUUUAGCUCGUAUUCUACCUGC